AUGACUAAGUUAUUUGAAGGAAUGAUUGAUAAAAUUUAGAGAACGAAGAAUAGCAGGAAUAACUUAAAUGAAGAAUUUAAAUCUUUAAUUAAUCAACCAUACGAUAAUUGCAGGUAGAAAAUAGAAGCAAUUGAAGAAUUUAAUAGUUAGCUAGACCCACUUAAGGAUGAUCUCAUUUAAUUGGAGUAAAACUUCAAGUAAUAAUUUAUAGGAUUCAUCUAGUUUAAAGAUGGAUCUGAUAUGCUAAAUGACUUUCAAAAUGGAUUAAAAUAACUUACUCUAGAUAUGCCGAAUAUUAUAUAUUCUAUAAAGAAGCUUGAAGAUCCUAUCAAGGAAUUUGACAAAUUCAUACACUAAUUGAUUGUAGAUAAUAUCAAUUAUGAGGAAAAUGUUUCUAUCAAAUUGAUUGAUAUCAUUCAAAAAUGCUAUAAAAAAUACAAUAAAUUAGACAGAAAUGCCACAGAAGUAUAUUAAGUUUAUGAGGAGAUAAAUAAAUCUAAGGAAUAAAUCAUCAUAAACUAUCAAGAUAGUUUUUCUUUAAAUGAAUCAUUUGAUAAAGUGAUUGAAUUAUUAAGUAAAAGAGAUUUAUGCAAAGAAAAAUUAAUUAAGUUAAAGAGAAUUCUUACUGAUUUAAAAGUAGAGCUAGGAGAUAUGUUUAUUGAUACUAUUCAAAUAUCACUAACUUAAAAAAUUUAGAAAUUAAAAAAAGAAGUAAAUGACAUGAUUUUUAAAAUAAGCACUAAAAAUCAAUCAAUUUCAUCUGGAUUACUUGAAUAAGAUAUAAGAGGUUCUGAAAAAUAUCAUUAUCAGAAUUAAUUUGAAAACUUCAAGAAAGCCUUAUAGAUGAUUUCAGAGGAUAAUGACUAAUUUAGCUUAGAAUUAUCUGCAGUUUAAUCAAUUAAAGAUAGCAGCAUCAGUAUAUUAUCAAGAUUCGUCUAAAAGCAAAAAGAAACUUGCAUCAGAUCACUAAAAAUUGAUGGGGAGAUAACACAGUUCCAACUCCAAUUAUUAUAGGAAAAAAUAAUGCGUAAAAAAGAUAACAUUGAUAUGAUGUUGAUGCAUAUUAGUUCUUAACAGGAUUUUUUAGGUCCAUAAGAAUUAGUCGAAUUUCGAACAUUAAAGCUAAGACAAAAACAAUCCGAUGACAAAUUUGAGGAAAUAAACAAAACGUAUUUAAGCAUUCCAUUUAGCAGUGAAGAUGAGAACCAGAAUCUUAUCGUGCUGAGUAAAGUAGUUACAGACAUGUAAUAAGCACUUCAGCUUUCAAUCGAUGUAUUGGAUGAAUAUAAAAGUAUACUUAGAGAGCUAAAACUAUUGAAAAUCUAGUAACUUCAUGAUGAAAGAAUUGUAACUUUCAAUGAAGAAGCAUCUGAAAAUGAUAGAGAUGCUAGUGGAAGUAUUACUCCUAAAAAGGGGAUAAUUUAAACUGAUGAAACUGACCUACUUAUUAAUGAAUUUAUUUAAACUAAUAAUGUGGCAAUGCCAAUAACAAAGAUCUAAGCUAAUGUCUACUAAUUUGGCUCUAGAAAAGUUACCACUAAAGUUAAAAAUGGAGUUUUAUUAGUUAGAGUCGGAGGUGGCUAUAUGACGAGCCUCGGGACAGCAUCUCCAUCUUUUAAUACGACUCUCUAGCAUGGUACAUUGAAGAAAUUAAAUUUAGCAGUCUCUCCUAUAAGAAAUCCUAAAAUACCAAUCUUAUAAACAAAUCAAAUUUGCGGAAGAAGAACACAACUUGACUAGAAUUAUCAAACUUAACCUAUUUUUAUCAAAAAUAGCAAUAAUUGUAAAGGAAAAACUUUAGGAAGUGUUAUCUAGGGAUAUACACCAAAAGUAUCUCCGUCCCGAGGAGAGUUGGAUUCAGACAUUCUAAUGACUGAGGAUUUCCAACUGGAAACAAUUACAUCAAGAUUUGAUACAUCAUUUGAAAAUAGUGUUGAAGACUCUUAGCAAUCCUUCGAUUCCUAGCAAUAGAUAUAUCAGUCAGGAAUGACCAAGCAGAUUCAUUAGAAUGGUCAGAUUAAGAGAUUGCAGAAGAAACAAAAAUAAAGGAAAUUAUGA
Molecule: messenger RNA, 2058 nt
Organism: Stylonychia lemnae
Lineage: Eukaryota; Ciliophora; Spirotrichea; Sporadotrichida; Oxytrichidae
Source: the annotation of a GenBank genome assembly